AUGACUUGUCUGUCCUAUCUGUCCUGUUUGUCCGGUCUAACCUGUCUGUCCUGUCUGUCAUGUCUGACCUGUCUGACCUGUCUGUCCUGUCUGUCCAGUCUGUCAUGUCUGUCCUGUCUGUCAUGUCUGUCCUGUCUGACCUGUCUGUCCUGUCUGUUAUGUCUGUCCUGUCUGUCCUGUCUCACCUGUCUGUCCUGUCUGUCCUGUCCGACCUGUCUGUCCUGUCUGUUCUGUCAAACCAGUCUGUCUUGUCUGGCCUGUCUGUUCUGUCUGUGCUGUCUGACCUGUCUGUCCUGUCUCACCUGUCUGUCCUGUCUGUCCUGUCUCACCUGUCUGUCCUGUUUGUCCUGUCUGUCUUAUCUGUCUUGUCUGUCCUGUCUGUCCUGUCUGUCCUGUCUGUCCUGUCUGUUCUGUCUGUCCUGUCUGACCUGUCUGUCCUGA
Molecule: messenger RNA, 441 nt
Organism: Armigeres subalbatus
Lineage: Eukaryota; Metazoa; Arthropoda; Insecta; Diptera; Culicidae
Product: myoD family inhibitor-like
Exons: 1
Coding region: 1-441 (146 amino acids)
Source: RefSeq, a predicted model, not a curated record